AUGGGGUUGUUUACUAUUUUAAAAAAGCUUAAACAGAAAGAGAAGGAAGUCCGGGUGUUAAUACUAGGAUUAGACAAUGCUGGCAAGACAACCAUCGUAAAGAAAUUUAAUGGUGAAGACAUAAACAGUAUAUCUCCAACACUAGGUUUUAGUAUUCAAACACUAGAACAUAUGGGUUUCAAAUUGAAUAUAUGGGAUGUCGGUGGACAAAAGUCUUUGCGAUCAUAUUGGCGAAACUAUUUUGAAACUACUGACGCAUUAAUAUGGGUUGUGGACAGCUCAGAUCGCCUUCGUCUAGAAGAUUGUCGGGUAGAACUAUCUAAACUGCUAGUUGAAGAACGAUUAGCCGGUGCUACUUUACUUGUGUUCGCUAACAAACAAGAUUUAUCUUCAUCAUUGAAACCGUCACAAAUACGUGAAUUAUUACAUUUAGAUGAGAUAACAACACAUCAUUGGUUAAUUCUUGGUUGUAGUGCAGUUACUGGGGAGAAUUUACUAGAUGGUAUAAAUUGGUUACUCAAAGAUGUAUCUUGUAGAAUAUUCUCAUCAGAUUAA
This is a messenger RNA of Schistosoma guineensis, 555 nucleotides long. Lineage: Eukaryota; Metazoa; Platyhelminthes; Trematoda; Strigeidida; Schistosomatidae. The record is from the annotation of a GenBank genome assembly.